Messenger RNA from Striga asiatica, 2506 nucleotides. NCBI's taxonomy places the organism in Eukaryota, Viridiplantae, Streptophyta, Magnoliopsida, Lamiales, Orobanchaceae. The record is from the annotation of a GenBank genome assembly.
AAUAUGAAAAAAAAAAAAAAAAAUAAAAUUUAAAAAUGGGACCUCCAAAUUCAGAUAUUUUGAGCUGAGGAAAUAAAAAAAGGCUCUACAAAACUUAACUAAAAUAUCCAAAAAUUUCAACCAAUACAGCAAUUUCUCCACGUCUCAUUCUCUGCAAUACGAAGAAAAUAAAUCUUGGAGAAAAUGGGAGAAGUUGUGGUGAGCAGUGAAGCUGGGAUCGAAAAGCAGGUCAAAAAUUGCAAGAUCACAGCUGACGGUGGCGGGACGGCGCCGGAGGUGGCGGCGGCGGCGGAAGAGGCCGAGAGUUCGUCGGUGGUGAGGUGGGAGAGAUUCCUUCCGAAAAUGGUGUUGAGAGUAUUGUUAGUUGAAGCUGAUGAUUCUACACGGCAGAUUAUUGCAGCCCUUCUCAGGAAAUGCAGUUACAGAGUUGCUACGGCUCCUGAUGGCUUAAAAGCUUGGGAAGUACUUAAAGGAAGUUCAUGCAAUAUAGACCUCAUUCUAACCGAAGUCGAUUUGCCAUCAAUCUCUGGAUAUGCGCUUCUCACUCUAAUAAUGGAGCAUGAGCCCUGCAAAAAUAUCCCUGUAAUAAUGAUGUCAUCGCAAGACUCGGUUAGCACUGUUUAUAAGUGCAUGCUGAGAGGCGCAUCUGAUUUUCUUGUCAAGCCUGUCCGAAAAAACGAGCUAAGGAACUUAUGGCAGCAUGUAUGGAGGAAACAAGCUUCGAGCACUAGUGCUGGGCUCGGACCUCCAGACGAGAGUGUGCAGCAAAAAGAUGAAACUACUGCUGAGAACAAUGCCAUUAGUAACCACUCGAGUGGUUGUAUCUCAUGCAUUGAGAGAAAUAAGCUGUGCACUAAAAAGGGAACUGAUGAUCAGAGCUCAUGCACAAAACCGGAGUCUGAGACUGAAGAAGGAGAAGAUAAUGAAAAUGGUCAUUGCAGCUCGAAGAAACAAAAGAGUAAAUGUCUUUCAGAAAAAUUUAGCGUUUCUUGUGGAGAAGAAGAUUUUCAUCAAGUAAAUGAUGAAAAACGAUCACAUGAAAACGAGAGCAGAGAAAUGCAUGCUGAGAACACGUUUGUACUCGAGAAACCAUGUAAUGAAGCCAUUGAUCUAAUCGGAGCUUUUGAUAAUCACCUGAAGGGCAAUUUAGGAAGUUUACCUCCAAAUGUUAGUGCAAACAAGUUUGACAUUUUGCCUCUACUUGACCUGUCCUUGAGAAGGCCUCUUUACAAUGGCUCUGUGAAUCGAGCAAACGAUGAACGGUCUAGAUUAAACCAUUCAGAUGCAUCGGCUUUUUCGAGGUACAUUAACAAGCCAUCACUUCCCGAAAAUCACGUUGCUAAUCCCACAAUCCAAACAGGAUACCCUGAAAUCACAUUCUCUUACACUCAGAACAAAGAAAUAUCCCAUCCAAUCCCCGUCAAAGGUGUAAGAUUCGACAAUCCAAACAGCGGGUAUAAUUCAAUGAUGCCUUCACUAUACUGCGCCCAAUCAGGCACUUCCUCACUGUCGAGUCCACAUACACCUCACCACACAGAGUCUUUCCCCCAAUCGGGCUUAUUUUACCUAUCGGAUCAUCAGCCGUCGAGUUUGCAGCAGGCUUUAAAUCAAAAAAUCAGCAACUCAGUUGUUCAAACAGAGAAUAAACCGGAAAAUAAUGUGGAGGAUCAUAGUGGAAAUAGCAAUUUUUGCAGCAGCUAUAGAAAUGAAGACAAAGUCCACGUCAGCAAGGGCCCUUCGGAAAAUCUGGGUCAUGAAGAAAGCUUUUGCGUUCAUGAUGAGGCCUCCAAACGAUCCAUGCAGAGGGAAGCCGCUUUAAAUAAGUUCCGUAUGAAGAGGAAAGAUAGAUGCUUCGAGAAGAAGGUGAGAUAUGAAAGCAGAAAGAAGCUGGCCGAGCAACGUCCGCGUGUAAAAGGACAGUUUGUUCGCCAGGUGUCGAACGACCCUCAAUUUGGGAACUCCUCGACUGGUUAGGUGCUCUAAGUAUACAAAAUUAAGGAGCAAAUUUGAACAAGUUUUUGCAGAAAAAAAGGAAAGUAGACAGAUCAGUUUUAGAACAACGCGUUCCAGGUUUUUUUUGUUUGCUUUUUUUUUUUCAUGUAACUAUUACAUAGAUGAUUGAGGAUUGAGGAAUAGAGUGAGUUGAGUGAUUCUAAUACCUAUUAAUUCACCUAAAAAAAGAUCUGGCAUAUAAAUAUAUAACUGUUGUACAGUCUUUUUGUUGUGAUUGGCUGUUGUAGGUACUUCUCUACAUUUUGAAGUUUUUGCUGCUAACUUGCAUAUCUUAUAUUUAUUCAUUUGUUAUUUUGUUCCAGCCCUGUUUUUGAAGGAGUGAGAUUUCCUAUUCCAAUUUCGUGUUUUAUUCCAUUUGAUGCGUGACACGUUUUUAUGAUGACAUCAUAUUUUUACACGUGUCAUGCAUUCAACAAAAUGUAACACGAGUUGAAAUAUGAAAAUGGAAUAUGAGAUCUUAUACCAUAUUUUAAGGUUACUUGCAUGAGGCCAC